Bactrocera neohumeralis is the source of this 1221-nucleotide messenger RNA. RefSeq names its product ADP-ribose glycohydrolase OARD1-like. Gene Ontology annotation, biological process: peptidyl-glutamate ADP-deribosylation. The record is from RefSeq and is a predicted model, not a curated record. The transcript is spliced from 3 exons. The coding region runs from base 422 to 1090 and encodes 222 amino acids. NCBI's taxonomy places the organism in Eukaryota, Metazoa, Arthropoda, Insecta, Diptera, Tephritidae.
GCGAACUUCUCACGAACACACACACACAAAAUAUACAUAUUUAUGUUCAAAGCAAAAUAAUAUAAAAUUCUGACACCAUAAAAAACAUAACGCGUCGCUUUACUCUAAUUUGCUUUCCGCUUAGACAGUUCGGUAGUAAAUUUUUAAUUACAACCGAGUUAAUCCGCAAUUGACUGCGAAACGUAUCGAAAGAGCUGCUCGGCGCGGAGUCGUGAAAAUAAAUAUAUAAUAAAUAUUAUAUAUAAUAAAAACGCGAAUUAGCGGGUCUGAGUUGUUGUUCUUUACGUUUGCGGUUCACCUUCGUGCUUUCGCGUAAGUGGGCGACACAGGAACGCCAACUACCGACAAAUUCGCUGACAAUAAGUGCAAUUAAGGAAUUUUGGCGUUUAAUAAUAGAUAAUUGUGCAAUAAUUAAAAGUAAAUGUUUGGAAGGUGUAAUUUUGCUUUAUUAAAUAAAUAUUCUAUUGUUUGCAAAACUUUUUAUAAGCCGCACUUAAGCACAGCCGCACAUCUGACUGCAAAUUCAGCAGUGUUAGGCAAGAGACGACAUCCACACAAACUACUAAUUUUGCCGCCAAGCACAACUUUCAGCCAAGCACCAUUUCACAUCACUACCGCACAACAACUACGCCAAAACAUGUCUGCAGAUUCGAAAUUCAAAUUGACUGAGGUUGAGGGUGACCUUUUCAGCGCACCCGAAACACACUCGCUGGCGCAUUGCGUAGGCGCGGACUUUGCCAUGGGCGCCGGCAUUGCGGUAAAGUUCAAACAAAUCUACGGACAAGUGGACCAGUUACGGGCACAGGGUGUACAAUCCGGCGGCGUUGCAGUGUUGCAAGAUAAAGAACGUUACAUUUACUAUCUGGUAACCAAGCCACAAAGUUGGGGCAGUCCCACCUAUGAUAGCUUACGCGCAUCGCUUGUGGCCAUGCGUGAGCAUAUGCGCAAGAAUAAGGUGCACAAGUUGGCUAUACCGCGCAUUGGCUGCGGCAUCGAUGGCCUUGAAUGGGACAAGGUGAGCGCUGAAUUGUGUAAGGUGUUCGACAGUGAAGAACUGGAAAUUGUUGUGUACAAUUUUGUGCCGAAAUAAUGCUAUUAAGCGAAGUUUGUUAUUUUGUUAAAAUAAAUAAAAAUAUCACUUAAUGCUGAGCAUUGCAGGUAUUUCUACUAGAUGAGACUUGAUAAUUGUUAAAAAAUAAAUAAUAAAAAAGUUAUAACAAA